Molecule: messenger RNA, 5192 nt
Organism: Pogona vitticeps (central bearded dragon)
Lineage: Eukaryota; Metazoa; Chordata; Lepidosauria; Squamata; Agamidae
Source: RefSeq, a predicted model, not a curated record
CCGCCUCUGGGCCCGCGGAAGCCGGGGCCGAUGCCGGCGGCUUGAUUGUGAUCGGGAAGGGAAGGGCAAUCCUCCCAAGCUUCAGCUCCGCGGCCCGGGAGGACACGACGCGGCCUUCGGGACUCUUGGAAAUCUACAAUGUUUGGGAACUUGUUUGAUGAAGACUUUUUCAUGUUGCCAGACAGUCCAUGUAAACAGCCCAAGUCCAAACUCAAAGAUGCUGAACCACCAUUUCCUAGAGAAAGCACCCAUUUAAGUGGAAUAAAAAACCAGGGUGGAACCUGCUACCUUAAUUCACUUCUUCAGACCCUGCUGCUCACACCUGAAUUUAGAGAAGCACUGUUUUCCAUAGGCCCUGAAGAACUUGGUUCUUUGGAUGACAACAGUAAUCCAGAAUCAAAGGUUCGAAUAAUUCCUUUGCAACUUCAGCGGUUAUUUGCCCAGCUCUUGCUCUUAGAUCAACACGCAGCGUCCACAACAGAGCUCACUGAAAGUUUUGGAUGGAACAGUCAUGAGGAAAUGAGACAACAUGAUGUCCAGGAGUUAAAUCGGAUUCUAUUCAGUGCCUUAGAAACCUCUCUUGUGGGGACCUCUGGCCAUAAUCUUAUAAAUGAGCUAUACCAUGGGACAGUUGUUAAUCAUAUUAUCUGUAAAGAAUGCAAGAAUGUCAGUGAGAAGCAGGAAGAUUUCUUGGAUCUAACAGUUGCUGUCAAGGGUAUAUCUGGCUUAGAAGAAGCAUUGUGGAACAUGUAUGUGGAAGAAGAACAUUUUGAGAAAGAGAAUCUGUAUAGAUGUGGAGAAUGCAAUAAAUUGGUUGAAGCCACAAAGUCUGCAAAACUACGCAAGUUGCCUCCAUUUCUCACGGUCUCCCUCUUAAGAUUCAACUUCGAUUUUGAGAAGUGUGAAAGAUAUAAGGAAACAAGCUGCUACACUUUCCCUUUCUGGAUAAACCUCAAGCCUUUUUGUGAGCAGGCUCAUUUGGAUGAUGUGGAAUAUAUGUAUGAACUCUUUUCUGUUAUAAUACACAAAGGCGGCUGUUACGGAGGACAUUAUCAUGCUUACAUCAGAGACAUUGAUGAACUGGGAAACUGGCAGAUGCUAGAGGAAGAAGAUAACUUGAAUGAUGAAGAUAAGGAUUUGAAAUACACUGAAAACAUGAAAGAGUGUGAAAAUCCAUUAACACUUCUGAAAAGCAUAUUAUUGGAGGAAGAUUCCAAGGAAAUUGCUGUAGAUCGGUUGGCACAAAAGGUUUUGGAGAAAAAAAACGUGUCCUGGAAUAAGAAAUAUCGUAAACAGUAUGGACCAAUACGGAAGUAUUUGCAGAGUCAUCCUCAAACUUUUCUUAUUUCGAAUGAAAACAAAGUUAGGCUAAAUGACCAAAGCCGUAAAUUCCAUUCUGGAUCAUCUUCCCAAAGCCACCUUCUGAAUGAUGACAUGAAAAUAUCACUUGAAAGCAUGAAAACAUCAGCAAGCUUAAAGGAGAAUUUUUUUGAACCCCAUUGGUUUGAUUUAAAUGACUCCAAAGUUCAUGCAAUCAGAGAGGGAGAGAUUGAGAAGCAGUUUCAGGGUAAUGAGAGUGCAUAUAUGUUAUUCUAUCGCAAAUCGCAAAUGGCAAGGCCCCCUGAAGCUCGAGGAAAUCCAAGAUACCGGGUCCCUAUCCAUCUCUUGAAUGAAAUGGAUGCUGCUAACAUCAAAUUGCAAAAGAGGAGGGCGGACUAUGACUUGGCAGACAAUAACAUUGAUCUGCAUCUCCAUAUAUGCUCUCACUAUAAAUUUUAUAAUGGGGCUCUGCAUCCACUGCUUUCCCAAAAGGAGAGUAUUCUAGAUCUUACUUUUGAUAAGAGAAAAACGCUGGGGGAGCUUCGACGAUCAGUAUUGCAGUUACUGGAAUUUUGGGAAGGAGACUUGGUUCUCAGCCUUGCAAAGCCCCUGCCAGCUGGACUGCAUAUAAACCAAACACUUGAGGGUGAUGAUUCCACCUUGAAUAAUGCUGGGCUUUUUGAUGGAGCUGAUAUAUUUGUGUGGAAUGGAAAAGAGGUUAAUGGAGUAGAAGUUCGGACUGGCGUUGACCAUGAACCUGUUCUCAUAAAUGUUCUUCGUUUAGCUGGACAUAAUGAAGGACGAAAGGGGCAACAAUUUGUGGAAUCCCAGCAUGCAUUUCCUUGUGGUUUAAGCCUGAGCAUGGUUUGUGAACUUUUAACAUCAUCUAAAGGUAUAAUCUUAAGAAGUCAUUCAGAGUCUGAGAAAGAACCUGAAAACUGGAAGAUUGUUCCAGAAGAAGAUAUGGAAAAGACCCUCAGGACUGUUGGCCUUACCGAUGGAAGCUCCAUAUUAGUUUUAGACAGCCACGAUCAAAGCAUGGUGAAUGUGGCGGGCGGCAAUUUGACUGCUUUUACGCAUGAUAUCAGCUGGCUACAAGUAAAAAAUUUCUGUAGCUUGGAUUCUGAAGAGAUGCAAGUUAAAAUUACUGCAACUAUUGAAACAGUGAUGGCAGACAUCCGACUUAAAGUGAUAGAAGAAAUGCAGUUGGAUGAGGAGCUAGUUAACAAUACCUGUCUCAGACCCAUUAGCAAAAAUGGAAAGCUGCUCUGUCCAGUGCCAGAGGAUUAUACUGUUAAAGAAACAGAACUGAAAAUGGGAAGCUUGCUAGGACUCUGCCCUGGAAGAGCUCCAACAUCCAUCCAGAUAUUUUUGUAUUAUAUUGUGGGCCAUGAUCUUCAGUCUGGUCUGGAGGAAGAGAUAGUAGUGGAGGAGACUGCCACUGUAAGAAAGUGCCUAAACUUAAUGCUGAAGAAAUCUGGCUUAACAGGGGACAACUGGCAUCUGAGAAAAGUUGAUUGGUGCUAUGAAGCUGGAGAAGCAUUAAAUGAGGAAGAUGUCACAUUGAAAGAACUCAAUCUCUCCAGUGGAGAGACAUUGAAUGUUGCUGAGGGGAAGCUUACUCCAAAGGGAUUCUUGAAAGUGCCCAUCUGGUGGUAUAAACCUUUCUCUCAGUUGAAGAACAGAAAGAAUAUUCAGGACCAUGUGAACUGCUGGAGCAAAAACAUGGGGGUUUGGGGACUAUCUGCAUCAGAAGACUUACCAACAUUUCUAGAAAGUGAAAUAGACCUAAUCUAUAUUGGUGACAUAGAAAUCUCAGAAGAUGCUCUGUUAGAAGACCUGAAAAUGCAGGUGAUGACUCUGCCAUCCUUUCAAGAGUUUAGUGUUCCAUUACCAGCAUUUCUCCGGGUUUGGACAAUGGAAAAUAAGCACCCUUUCAAGCUUUUACGAAACAACAAUGAGCAGCUCCACACACUCAAACUAGGAAACAGAUUGGAAAUUUGUAUAGAACCUUUACACACAGAAGAAAAUCUUGGACCAAAGGAUUUGCUUCUACGAGUGCUGAUGGGUAUACCAGGGGAGAGAGAUUACUACCAUCCUGUGGAUUUGAUAUGGGAUAUCUCCAAAGAGUGUACAGCAUCUGCAUUAAGACAGAGAAUUGCUUUGUACUAUUCCUUGCCAGUGGAGAACAUUGAAAUUGCUAAAUAUUCUCCUGGAAAAUUCGAAUGGAUGCCAAUAUGUAGUUGGACACAGCAAGUUUCAAAGAAAAAAAAGAAAAAGAAAAGUGACAGCUUACAGUUAAGUCCCUACAGUCUGAAGGAUGGAGAUAUUAUUGGUGUGAAGAAUCUCCUAGUUGAUGAUAGUAAAGACUUCAGUACUAUGAAAGAUGACAUCGGAAAACAAAUGAAGAAGCAGCUUGCUGUUGAAAAGCAAAGUAGUCAACAAAACGACUGUUUGCAGAAAGAUCCUUUCCAUGGGAAAAAACUGGCUAAACAACGUAAACCUGAAACUGCACUCUCCAUCAGUGUAGGGGUUUUCAGCUGAUUCACUGGGAAUGGACAAAUCUAACUGCUGUCUUUCUUAACGCAUAAUGGAGUUACCUCAGUUGAACUAGCCGAGGAAUAAUCAGACAUCAGCACGUUUAAUGUGACAACUAUCAGUGAACUGAGGAUGCCUGGGGUCUCCUUGUAUAUUCUGCUGGGAGGAAAUGCUUUAGUCCUGUUAACAUUUUCAGCAUUUACUCUCAGGGUGGGUAUCUGAUGCACUUUAUUAAUGAGAACAUAUAUGGUAAUUUAAUAUCUCGAAUGCCUCUUUUGUAAUAACCACAAAUUUUUCAUCUGUUGUAUGCUGUAUCACUGCUGUAAAGGUUGCUGUUCCCCAUGGAUUUAUGUACACUAGAAGAGAAUCUGAACACUGCUUCAUGUCUUACCUUUUAAAGGUGAGAUGCUGCUUUAUUGCCUCCAUGUUUGGAUGACUCAAAAUACUUCUGCAAAUCUGAUCUAAACAGUUAAUAUGUGUAGAAAUUUCAAAGGGAAUUUUUUCCCCACUGUGGUUUCCUUGGAAGAGAACACAGUAAUCAUUACUUCAAAUUAAUUUGUAUUUUCUUUUCUCUGUAUUGAUCAUAUGUCCUUAUGAAAAAUACUAAGCAUAAUAGUUCAACACACAUAUCCAAGUGGUAAUUUGAUAUUUAAAUAUGAAGUAUUGGUCGUUAAACCCAAGUUUCUUUGGGGGAAGUGAUGUGCCAAAAUGCACACAAAUGAUCCAAGAGUCAAUAUAAAAUACAAAAAGGGAAAUGGCUAUAUAGACUGUGGUUUCUAUCCAGAGAUAGUACUUUUAAGAGUGGACAGGUAGCAUGCAUGAUGUAUAUGUAGAUUGCUCUGUCUGUGGAACUCUUUUGAAGUGCUGCUGUGGAUGGGCCCUAAUCUUUGUAGCCAUUCUUUGGGAAGAGAGAGAGUCACAGAUGAUACACAUCAGAGAAACACGUGUUAUUUCAUUCUUGGUUGACUUGGUUUAAUUUAUAUUCUCUCAGCUUUUCUUUUGAUGCACAAUGGGUGCUGUGAGAUUACGCCUUUUCAUCCCACAUAUCUGGCCUGCUUGUUCCACAAGACUGUGCAAAUGUGAGAUAAAUUUUUUAGUAUGGCAUUUAUAUGUUUGCCUAAAGCAAUGGAUACUUCAGGCACACGGUUUUUCAUGUCUUUAUACUGUAAUCAAAUAUUAUUAUUAUGAAUUGUUGUCUGCUGGAAUAGAUAAGAAUUUUACUCUUUCCUCAUACUUUAAGGAACGAUGUAUGAAAUCUUCCAAACCCUACGAUCUGUUCAGUCCUCUUUACGUAACAGUGGGUUAGAACUAGUAAAGCUUUUCUGCAAACAGAA